This is a messenger RNA of Chinchilla lanigera (long-tailed chinchilla), 1028 nucleotides long. RefSeq lists its product as uncharacterized. Bases 1 to 798 code for a protein of 265 amino acids. The transcript is spliced from 4 exons. NCBI's taxonomy places the organism in Eukaryota, Metazoa, Chordata, Mammalia, Rodentia, Chinchillidae. The record is from RefSeq and is a predicted model, not a curated record.
AUGGACUCGUCACCCCCAGUCUGGCUCUAUCCUACACCCCAAGGAUCUGACUCCAAGCCUAGUCCUCUGGCAUUUAUGCUCUAUCCCCACGUCCCUGCCACGGAGAUUAUCGCAUGCUUCCGUAAGAGUCAGGUCUCGAGCGGACAAAAGCCUGUCAUGUCUCAUUCCGUAGCAAGACUAAAGCAAGCCAGGUACAGGGGAUCACACCUUAUUCCAGAGCCAUGGACCCAUACAAGACAGGGCCAUCGAUACGCGCGUGCGCACAGGAAACAGUUGGAACUACGACUCCCAGAAUCCUCUGGACAAGGACUACAUUUCCCAGAAAGCUUCGCGAAAAAAAAAAUCCGAACCGGAACUGCAGUGUUUUGGAAAGCGGGAGAGAGUCUGGUGGCGUGGUCUGUUUCUGCAGGCGUGGAGCGACCUCCAGGGGUCGUUAGUGAGUUAGAGAAACAGAGUGUGAGGAAGGAGUCUGAUGCAACCCUUCGGAUCGUAGCUGUGCCGCGUCUGGAUUUUCUGCCCCGUGGGCGUCGAGGCUUGCCUCAGCCUAGCGCUUCUGCCUGCUGCGGCUUUGUUGGCGUUGGGCACCAGACAACCUGGCCAAAACAAUUGGUGGCAGAUGGGAGCUUUUGGAGGAAACGAGAAGAACGGAAAGUCCAAAGGAAAAGCUUCAAGACAUGGUCAGGCAAGAUGUCAACAUCUGUCAUACGUCACUUCAUGUGCCAGGCUCUUUCACCUAAGGACUUUGAGCCCUCGAGCUGGGGCCUUAGGCAGCCACACCAGAUGAGUGUGGGCACUUGAGUUUUCUAGGAGGCCUCUCCUGCUGCCCUGGGUCUCAUCCAACUGCUGUCCUCCCAUCAGAGGCCAUUUAUGCUACAAGAGGAAGAAUACCCUUCCCAAAGUCAGUUUUUUGGGGAAAAGAAGAUAUAGCCAGAGCCCCAAAAGAAGGUUACUCUGCAACAGCUAAAGGUCGGUGAUAUACUUUUCCUUCAACUCAGUAAAACUGUUUGUGUAAUCUUUCUUGUUCUUGA